UUUGCCUUGUCUCUUCCUGACCUGCCCAUUUCUCGCUCACCUGCCCCCGUUCUGCCUGUUCCUGCUCUACCUGCUCCCAUUCUGCCUGCUCCUGAUCCGCCCGCAACCCUCUGUCUGUUCUGCUCUGUGUUUCUGCUUCUCAUCGCUUGUGUACUCGUAGGACUGACUCCUCCGGAUACUACUCAGGAACUGUUCUCCCAACAACGCCUUUUGACUAUCAAUUCCAUCUCUGGUUGACCAUCUUCCUGAAUAUAUCUUCUGGAGUGCAGUAAUCAGGUGUAUGGUCACCUCAGUCUCCUGUCUGACAGAAAGCGUCGAUGUACGAAUAUGAACUCCAGGGAGACCCAGCAGCAGCCACUUAAUACCCAGGCGAGUGUCGGUAAAAUUACCCAACUUAUACGCCAGCUCAUGGAGGCAAAAGCUGGAGAGAACACAGUACCAUCCCCUGCCCUGCGCACUGCUAGCCUGGAUCAUGUGGCACAACCAGGAAUGGUUCUCGAGUUGGCAACACCACAUAGGAUCAAUAGAAAUCCAUUCCUGGACUCCGCCCACGAAGUGCUCGACCAUCCUGUGGUGGAGAGGAGUCUCGGGGAUCACCUUGGAGCCUCAUAUUCGCUAGGACCUCCAGUCCCAUGGCCUGGCGGAGUGGACCGACCAGGUGAUUACCAAACACCUCCGACUGGCCUGUCAUCUCCCAGAAUACACUCAACAUACCAGAGUAUGGAAGUGCAUCGUGAUACUGCAUCUAAUAGCGACAAAAUGACGACCCAGCAGGAGCUGAAGCGUUAUAAUCCCUGGGACAGAACCUUAAAGUUUGUGAAUAGGAGGGAUGACAUCACCUUGGAUGACGACCCAGAGACCCUGAGGGCGGAAAUGUCCUGUGGACACGCUGUCAGCCCAGAGUCUCUGACCGCUUGGUGUCAAAGUCUCCUUGAUAAGGGUCAGUACAAGUUCACAUGUCCGGCUCUGAAGGAUGGAGGGAAUCAGAAGUGUGGGAAGGAGUGGCCCUACCAGGAGGUUCGGAAAAUGGCAGUGCUGACAGACAGCGAGCAGAGACAUUUUGAGGAGAGGAUGGCAGCUCUGGCUGCUGCAAAUUUCCAUGAAUAUAAAUCGUGUCCCAAAUGCCAGUCGUUUGUGGAACGGGAAGACUUGACCAAUCUGAAUGUACACUGCACGGUCUGCACUGCUGAGAGGGGUCGAACCUAUGAAUUCUGCUGGCAGUGCCUAAGGCAGUGGAAAGGGCCUGGGCCACGGUCCGACCGCUGCAACAACAAAGGCUGUACCAACAAGGAUCUGGACCUGCUGAAGAAAUGCUCCAUGACUAUUCUGCCAGAGGUGGAGAACGUGCAGUGUCCCUCCACACGCGCCUGUCCCACCUGUGGCGUACUGAUCGAGCAUGACAAGAGUGGCUGCAAGAACAUAAUCUGCUCGAGGUGUCAGAAGGAGUUCUGCUUCGUCUGUCUGAAGCUCACCGCUGAGUGUCUGGAGACCAGCAGUCACUAUACACCCUGCUCUGAUGGUGUCGCCCCCAGGCAGACAUCAAUGCCUACCUGGAAAAGAAAUUAGAUACAUUUCCAAUUAAUUUACUCCCACUACACACAAAUCAUACAUUUUCUGCUUCAUAUGCUACAGAACUAAUAUAACUUACAGUUAAUGUUACUUACAGUACAGAUCUAUUUGUGUGUAUUUGCUCUGUCUGUAAAUGAAUGAUUUGAUUGAUUAUGUAUAUUUACUCAUUAGGAGAAAAAUCAAAAUGGUGCUGCACUAAUGUAGUACAAGUGGUAUAACCAGACAUCAUUCUUUUAUCGGCAGGACAAUGACUGGCCUUGAUGGUCAUUUUAACUUACAUUAAACAUUCUGCUUGUA
Molecule: messenger RNA, 1866 nt
Organism: Paramormyrops kingsleyae
Lineage: Eukaryota; Metazoa; Chordata; Actinopteri; Osteoglossiformes; Mormyridae
Product: E3 ubiquitin-protein ligase DDB_G0292642-like
Source: RefSeq, a predicted model, not a curated record